UAUAUUGAGCGUAGCUAGGGUUAAGGAGCGGAGAGCUGCAACAACGAACGUCGAAACAGCAAUCGUAGCUUAAUCUUCAAUGGCGGCGAAGAAGUCUCCCCGGAAUCCUGAGCUAAUCAGGGGCGUCGGCAAGUUCAGCCGGUCGAAGAUCUACCACAAGAGGGGACUUUGGGCUAUCAAGGCGAAAAACGGCGGAAAAUUCCCUCACCACGAGAAGAAGCCAGUCGCGGCGCCGGCGGCUGAGAAGCCACCGAAGUUUUACCCCGCCGACGAUGUUAAGAAGCCUCUCGUCAACAAGCAUAAGCCCAAGCUGACUAAGCUUAGGUCCAGUAUUACUCCCGGGACUGUUCUCAUUAUCCUUGCCGGUCGGUUCAAGGGUAAGAGAGUUGUGUUCUUAAAGCAGCUUCCUUCUGGCCUUCUCCUUGUUACUGGGCCUUUUAAGAUCAAUGGAGUUCCUCUGAGGCGCGUGAACCAGGCUUAUGUGAUUGCAACUGCCACCAAGGUUGACAUUUGCGGUGUCAAUGUGGAGAAGAUUGACGACAAGUACUUUGGUAAGCAGGCAGAGAAGAAGAAGAAGAAGACCGAAGGAGAGUUCUUUGAGUCCGAAAAAGAGGAGAAGAAUGUGAUAUCACAAGAGAAGAAGGAUGAGCAGAAGGCUGUUGAUGCUGUUUUGAUUAAAGCCAUUGAGUCAGUGCCAGAUUUGAAGGCUUAUUUGGGUGCAAGAUUCUCACUGAAGGCCGGCAUGAAACCUCACGAGCUGGUCUUUUAGAGGAAAAGUCUCUUAGAAUGUUUAAUAUUGAAAUUGAAACUUGUCUUGUUUAUUUCUGUUUUCGGAUAUUGUUCUAUGUGAACUUGUUUUUUGAGGCUUUAUUUCACUAUUUUAUUGGUUAUAGACACCUCAAAUUAGAAAUGCACUAUGUGAUUUUCUUCCUUGA
Ipomoea nil (Japanese morning glory) is the source of this 935-nucleotide messenger RNA. RefSeq names its product 60S ribosomal protein L6-like. NCBI's taxonomy places the organism in Eukaryota, Viridiplantae, Streptophyta, Magnoliopsida, Solanales, Convolvulaceae. The transcript has 2 exons. Gene Ontology annotation, biological process: ribosomal large subunit assembly; cytoplasmic translation. Gene Ontology annotation, molecular function: RNA binding; structural constituent of ribosome. The coding region runs from base 80 to 769 and encodes 229 amino acids. Gene Ontology annotation, cellular component: ribosome; cytosolic large ribosomal subunit. The record is from RefSeq and is a predicted model, not a curated record.